Messenger RNA from Synchytrium microbalum, 2133 nucleotides. RefSeq lists its product as uncharacterized. The coding region runs from base 1 to 2133 and encodes 710 amino acids. The record is from RefSeq and is a predicted model, not a curated record. Gene Ontology annotation, biological process: regulation of cell cycle; regulation of transcription by RNA polymerase II. Gene Ontology annotation, molecular function: DNA-binding transcription factor activity, RNA polymerase II-specific; RNA polymerase II transcription regulatory region sequence-specific DNA binding. The transcript is spliced from 6 exons. Gene Ontology annotation, cellular component: nucleus; transcription regulator complex. NCBI's taxonomy places the organism in Eukaryota, Fungi, Chytridiomycota, Chytridiomycetes, Synchytriales, Synchytriaceae.
AUGUUGGGUCCAGAACUAAGUAAUCAUACUAUCGAUAACAGUCUCAGAAAUCAAGAAACACGAUACAAUACCCUACCAUUCGAUGGACAAACAGGACUAACAGAUUUCAACAGUGCAUCAGCAGGAGGAUUAGUAGGAGGCGGAAGAAAGACGAUGAAUUCUGGUAGUUCAGCAUACGAUAUGAUGUAUUAUUCAGGUUUCCCUAUGAACUCCAAAACCACCAGUCAUCAACAUCAAAUGUCUGAAUCACAUCCUCACUUAUCUAUCGAGUCAUCGCAUGUCUCAUCAAACGACACAUCAUCAGCAGGCUCGCCAUUAACUGUAAAUCAUCCAUGGAAUCCGGCUACGUCGAUAGACAUGAUGGGUGGUGGUCUGUACAUGUCGCAUCAACCUGCACAAAGUCCUAUGAUACAUCAAGACCAACACGAUGCAGAAAUGGAUGACAGAGACGCACCUCCUGUUGUCGGAAGAGAAUUUGAAGAAGAAGAAGACGAGGAAGAACAAAACGAGGCUGAUGAAUCGGACGAUGACUACAAGCCAGAAAAGCCAGAAAGACCUGCAAAACGACAACGGCGCAGCGUUGCAAGACAAUCAUCUCUACCGUUUAUACCACAAUCUACACAACAACCCCUCGAAUCUAUAUUAUCUCUAGCCGCAGCUGCUCAAGUCAUCCAAAACCAACCAAUGUCAAGCUCCACACCACCACCAUUAUUAUUAUUAUCUCCCAUAGCAACAGCACCAAAACCUGCUGCUCCCGUCUCUACACCUCCUGUAAAGAAGCCAUUCGUGCCAAGUGCGGUAUCGGAUGAUGAUCCAUUAAAGAAUAUAAAAGGUUUACGUCACUUCUCCAAGAUGGUGGCUGAUAAGGUUGAAGCUAAAGGUGAAACAACAUACAAUGAGGUUGCUGAUGAGUUGGUUGUGGACUUUACAGCUCAAGUAGCUCAAUAUGGCGGAAGAUUCGAUCAGAAAAACAUUCGAAGACGAGUUUAUGAUGCUCUGAAUGUGCUGAUGGCUAUGGAUAUCAUAGAAAAAGACAAAAAGUACAUUCGAUGGAUUGGUAUGCCCCUUGAUGGCAAACCUGGUGUGGAGGGUGACGCAGCACGACCACCAGCAGACAAAUUAGAUCUGGAAGCAUUGAAGAGACGAGAAGCUGAAUUGAAGUUCUUGAUUGAUCGAGAAAGACGUGAAAUGCAAGAGAAGUUACUCAAAGAAUCGCGACUGCGACAAUUGGCAUAUCAGAACGAACAGAUUGAACGAGAACGUCAGCGAGAACGUGAACGAUAUUCUGCCGAAGGCAUAACUGACUAUCCACCUGAUAGCCAUGACCAACGUAUCUUCCUGCCAUUCGUCCUCGUCCAAAGUCCCAAGACGACCAACAUAACUAUAGAAGAAGGACCAGAGAAGAGUGAAUACAUGUUCACGUUUUCCGAGCCUUUCACCCUUCAUGAGGACAAUGAUGUAGUAGGCCAUAUCGGAGGAUUUAUAUCUCCUCUGAACCAUCCGAUACCCAAUGUCUCACCACCGAAUGUAUCUCAAGCCCAACAACAGCAACAACAACAGAUUGGGAUGAGGAUUGCUCCAUCUGGAUCUGUAUCAACGGGAUCACCAUCGUCAUUUCCUAGUCCAGCACCUGUGUCUAUGGGCUUGCCAGGUACUUAUCAGCAGAUUGGAGGGUUGGUUGGAUAUUCUAUGCCUCAAGACUACUCAUAUGAUCCUGCAUACGAAUCAACAGUCAAGUCAACAGAUGCUUUCGCAGCAUCCUUGGCGACUCGAUUGACUUCAGAGAGUCAAAAGUCAGUCCGUCAACGCUUUAACACAGGUGGCUCUACAGACGCGACUCCAGUAUCAUCAGUACCAGCAUCACCUCGACAAAUGCUUCCCAGUAUGAUGAUGCAAAACCAUCUUCCACUACCGAAUCAUUACACAUCGUCUGAGCAAGCAAAUCACCAGUAUGCAGUUCCAUAUCCACAAAACCCGAGCCGAUGGAUGAUGGGAUACCCAGCUCAUGCUGCAUCGCAUUCCAACAAUACGAGUGCAACUGGUAGUGGAACAGGCACACCACCAUCCCUCUCUCGAGUUGCCAGUCCUCAUUUAUUCGCACCUACGUACGCGUAUGGCGCACAUUAUAAUUAA